Messenger RNA from Homalodisca vitripennis (glassy-winged sharpshooter), 997 nucleotides. RefSeq lists its product as uncharacterized. Lineage: Eukaryota; Metazoa; Arthropoda; Insecta; Hemiptera; Cicadellidae. The record is from RefSeq and is a predicted model, not a curated record. The transcript is spliced from 2 exons. The coding region runs from base 220 to 633 and encodes 137 amino acids.
GCCGCGCAUGCAGACUGAUAUGUUUCACUUCACAGCUGAGCCGAUCCAACAAAAAUGGCCGCAUAGUGCGAACUGAGCAGGCUCCGACCGAUGUGGAGUUGUAUAAGGUUGAAAGUCUAGACGCGGUUUACUUCAGUAUCAAACGGACAUCAGGAUGAGACGCCGAAGUAGUUUUUAACUGUUUCAUCGCGUGUGAUUUUGAUACCUCGCUCUCUCAAUAUGGGAAUUGGUGUUUGUGUCACGACUGAAGGUUAUUGGCUGGUAUUUAUUAUAGUGUUCUUUUCAAUAAACUUCGGAGAUACCCAGCUGUUGAUAAACGUCAAGAACCAAGGAGGUGAUGUGCUCCAGGAGACCAUCUCAGCCAAUGUCAGCGAUGAUGCUGUUAUGCUGGAGUUCCAGAGGUCUGAUGGCACUCUAGUUACACAACUGGUCGACUUCAAACAUGCAAGUUUAUCCCCAACAUAUUUAUCAGUUUUAAGUGGUUGUUUUUAUAAUUUAUUACAAUAUAAUCAAUUGGUUAAGUUGUUAGCUUCGAUUGUUUACUUAGGACAAGAAGCUAAGAAACCUCUCAUUGCCCUUAAUUAUAAAAGGAUCUUCGUACUUGCUUCUAGAGUACCAGGAUAUUUAGGAUGAGUUAGGUUAGGGGUUUAGGCAGCCUCCUGUCGAGAUCCCAUGAGGGAAAGUGGGCACACUAUGUCUCUGUCAUGUCACCUGUGGAAGAAGGGAAGGCUGCUCUGCUUCUCCUGUCAAAGCGGACAGGAGACAACACUCCCUCAUGUCCCCCCAGACUAACAACACCUUUAAUACUAAGGGAGAUCCACCCACUCAAACAUUAAUCUUCCACAAUAGACUAGACUUAUUAGUUUUACCCUUUACACCAAUGUCUCGACAUUUGUGGUAAGUGAUGUGUGACGCUCUUGUACAUUCUUAUACUAUGGUUGUCCAGAUUUAAGUAGAAAAGGGAUUCUUGAUGAUUUUCUGGUGUUGUAGCUGUGGU